Molecule: messenger RNA, 1740 nt
Organism: Vicia villosa (hairy vetch)
Lineage: Eukaryota; Viridiplantae; Streptophyta; Magnoliopsida; Fabales; Fabaceae
Exons: 3
Coding region: 144-1418 (424 amino acids)
Source: RefSeq, a predicted model, not a curated record
UUAUAGUGUUUUUGUUUACUUUAAUUAGUAGUAAUUCCAUGGAUAAAAAGUGGAUGACUGCCGAUUGAUUGUCAAAAGAGUACGAGAAUGGGGUAUUGGAAUUCGUUAAGUUUGCUGUUGAACAUGUCGAAGACUCCAAUCGAAUGAAAUGUCCUUGUUUGGGUUGUUAUGCGGGUCGGGUUGACGCAGAUGGAUUGAAAUCGCAUUUACUGACGCAUGGGAUUGAUCGAAGUUAUAAGUGUUGGAUAUAUCAUGGUGAGAAAAUUAACGAGAAUGUUGAACUGGGGGAGAAAAGUAAUACGACGACCUAUGCUCCAGACGACAAUGACACGGAUACAUACGAUUGUGAUCGAGUCGAAGAGAUUGCAGAAGCACUUGAAGAAGAUCUUAAGGACUGUCCCAAAAUGUUUGAGAGGUUGGUAAGCGAUGUAGAGAAACCGCUGUAUAAAGGUUGCAGUAAAUUCACAAGACUGUCUGUGGUAUUAAAGUUGUACAACUUAAAGGCGGACAAUGGAUGGUCGGAUAAAAGUUUCACAGAGUUAUUAGCCCUUAUGAGAGAUAUGCUUCCGGAGGAUAAUGUUCUUCCUAAUCGAACCUAUGAGUCCAAAAAAAUGUUGUGCUCUAUUGGCAUGAGCUAUGAUAAGAUACAUGCUUGUCCAAACGAUUGCGUUUUGUUUCGAAACGAAUAUGCAUCGUUAAAUGAGUUCCCUAAAUGCGGUUUAUCUCGAUAUAAGAAAAAAUUGUCUCCAGCAAAAGUCUUAUGGUAUUUUUCUAUAAUUCCGAGAUUUAGGCGCAUGUUUCGUAGUGAAACCGAUGCAAGACAUUUGACUUGGCAUGCAGAUGAAAGAAUUAUUGAUGGAAAGUAUCGACAUCCGGCAGAUUCACCACAGUGGUCGAAAAUUGAUGAUGAUUAUCCUGAUUUUGGAGAAGAAGCAAGAAACCUUCGAUUGGCAUUAUCUACUGAUGGAAUGAAUCCACAUGGUUUUCAAAGUAUCUCACAUACCACAUGGCCUGUGAUUCUUAUGAUUUAUAACCUACCCCCAUGGUUAUGUAUGAAGCGUAAGUACAUGAUGAUAUCUAUGUUAAUUUCUGGGCCUAAACAACCAGGGAAUGACAUGGACGUAUACUUGACACCUUUGAUCAAUGAUUUAAAGAUUUUGUGGGAGAACAGUGUGGAGGUUUAUGAUGGAUAUAGGAAAGAAAGUUUCAAUUUGAGGGAGAUGUUAUUUGGCACAAUCAAUGAUUUUCCAGCAUACAGAAAUCUAUCAGGGUAUAGCAUUAAAGGUCAAAAAAUGUGUCCUGUUUGUGAAGAUGGAACCGAUACGACGCGAUUGGACCUUUGUCAGAAGAAUGUGUUGCUCGGUCAUCAUAGAUUAUUACAUUCGUGUGUAUAUUUAUUUAUUUAUUUGUUUAUGUGAAUUGUUCUAAAUUAUGCGUUUAUGUUUUAUUAGCGUUAUACAAGUUUUUCGAGCAUAAAGAGGAAGUCAAGUACCAAAGAGUAAAGCCAACAACAUCACAUGGAUUCGAGUGGAGUGUCCUGAGCAGCGUAACGAAGUAGAUUGCGGUUUUUACAUGUUGCUGUUUAUGAAAGAAAUUCUUCUUUUGAAUCAAAUAGAGAUUCCGUCCAAGUACUUUGAUGAAUUCAAGUGUGCUACUUACUCAAGAUCUAAGUUUGAUGAACUUAAGGAGGAUUGGUGUCAAUUCAUGAUUGAGUUGAAAGUUGUAUAGGUAUAUUGAAAU